CAGGAUCAGUUCAAGAUCUGAAAAAGUUAAAACGAUCCGAGUUCUGACCUUGAUCGCAGGAAGAGCAGCGCAGAGCUCUGACGACUGACAAUUGUUGGACGAAGGCAGAAAGAUAGAUCUUCGAUAAUCCCGCAAAUUAUCCGAUCCCUUCUCGCUCCAAUGGUGCGAAAGCGUUACCAAGAAGCUAAGACAGGCAUCGAGUAUCUGAAAUCGCUGAACUACAACAAGUACCUGAGCAAAGUGGGGAUAGGAAGAGACGACUGGUACUUCUGGAAGCAAAUAGGCAAGGCCCUGGCAUGCAGCUACACCAUCUUCGGCCUGGCGUGGCUCUACAACGAGACCUCUCCGCUCGGGUGGUGGACGCUGAAGCCAAGACCCAAGGAGGAAAGGGAGCUGGCUCAUCUAUACGAGCGCCGGGAGUUCCCUUACCCGGGAGACAGUGAAGCCAUGGAAGAGUUCGUCGCAAAGGGCGGAAUGAUCGGCACCACCAUCGGCCCCAAGGGCGUGGUCGAGACGGACAAGGACUCGUACAAUUACCAGAAGGAUCUGCAGAACAAGAAGUUCGACCAGGAGGCCCAGAAGCUGUGGAUCAGGAUGAGGAAUGAAGUCAUACAGGAGCUCCAAGAGAAAGGGUUCGAUGUUGAGUGAACACUGUCACAAUACCAUCAUCAAAUACAUCUUUCCAUUUCCCUUAGAAGACCUAAUACCACUGUUAUUGUGUGUUGAUUUUGCGCGCCAUGUUCUUCUCCCUCUCUCUGUCAAAGAUUGUUGUAUAAUAUUAAUCAAUUUGGGUGGAAUCC
Messenger RNA from Linum trigynum, 800 nucleotides. NCBI's taxonomy places the organism in Eukaryota, Viridiplantae, Streptophyta, Magnoliopsida, Malpighiales, Linaceae. The record is from the annotation of a GenBank genome assembly.